Diprion similis is the source of this 2017-nucleotide messenger RNA. RefSeq names its product proton-coupled folate transporter-like. Gene Ontology annotation, biological process: transmembrane transport. The transcript has 6 exons. The record is from RefSeq and is a predicted model, not a curated record. Gene Ontology annotation, cellular component: membrane. Lineage: Eukaryota; Metazoa; Arthropoda; Insecta; Hymenoptera; Diprionidae. Bases 485 to 1888 code for a protein of 467 amino acids. Gene Ontology annotation, molecular function: transmembrane transporter activity.
AAUGAGUCGUAAAGAUUGUUUGGCAGUGAAGAUGGAGGGGAUAAAAACCCUACGUAGUUUCCUUUGUAAUUCACGAAUGAAUGGCAAAGCGAAUGAUUCAGAAAUCAAGGACGUGGGAUCUGCGGUUACUUUUCCACUGCAAAUUAGCAGCAAUAUACGUAUGUUUACAUUUUUAUAAACACUGGGACAUGAGUAAGUGUAUGUGCGCCGUAUCAAAUAAACUCCACAUAUAUUUAAUCUCUUUUGUGUUCGGCUGGUACAGAUCGUUUAUCUUUCGUUCAGUCAUUAGUACGUGGUAUGCAAACCGUCAGUGGUACUUGUUGCUGUGAACGUGUCAGCCACGUUAUGACACAAAUUGUUUAAAACGGGCUACAAAAGUUAUAUCUGUAACACAGGUUACUCCACAUCGAAGAUCAUUUCAAACUGAUCCAGCACAGACGGCCCUUCGCUGAUCGCUGUUCGUGCGGAUUCAAUAUUCAAAGAAAUGGCGGACACAGAAAUUACGGAUCCUGCAGUAAAAGGCCAUCGGCGGUUUUUCGUAUUGGGACCUCCAAUGACAUUAUUACUGUUCUCGCAAGCUUUGACAGGUACUGUGCUGACGGACUUGAUAGUGUAUCGAGCAUGUCUCUCUUCACCAAGUACAAAUCACACAGAGUGCAGUAUUCUUCGCACAAAUGCCAGUAGUUCUGAAGCAAUACACGUAGAGGCCGAAGUCGAAACUCAUGUAAGCAUGAUUGUGUUGGCAAAGUCUUUAAUCGAAAGUGUGCUACCAGCAAUACUUUCUCUAUUCCUUGGUCCUUGGAGUGAUCGAGCUGGAAGGAGACCGCUUUUGCUAUCCGGCGUUGCGGGUUUUACUAUAUUCUACAUAUCACUCGCUUUGAUGUGUAAUUGGAAUAUGAAUCCUUGGUAUUUCUUGAUUCCUUCGGUUCCGGCAUCUGCUUUGGGUGGAGUGAGUGCUGUGAUAAUAGCAUCGAUGUGUCAUAUCUCUGACACUUCUGGAGAAAAAGACAGAACUAUGCUUUUGGCUUGGUUGCAAGCCUCAGUUUUUAUUGGAGUUUUAUUUGGCAUCUUUACCGGACCUCUGAUUUAUAAAAUGAGUGGUUAUACUGCUGUAUUUAGUACAGCGGCGAUCUGCUGUACGAUGGCACUACUUUACAUUUACUUCCUUGUCGAAGAAACAGUACGAGAUACCUCCAAGGAAUCGAUACGUGGACUAUUCAAAAUCUCGUCUGUUCGAGAGCUUGUUGCAAGCGCUUUCGAGAAGCGAGAUGGCUUUUUUCGAACAGUCGUCUGGCUUGCAAUUUGCAUUCUUGCUCUGUCUGUAAUGGUUGUUGAAGGAGAAGUCAGCAUAGGUUUUCUGUUUACAAGAGAGCGACUGGGCUGGGAUGUUCAACGUUUUUCUUAUUUCAGUGGCACAGGUGUUCUAUUCAGUAUCCCAUGUAUGAUAUUCGGCGUUUCGUUGUUCAGUCGAGUUUUAGGUUUUUCAGAUACUUUAAUAACUGGCAUAGCACUCACAUCAUGCCUGGGUAGUGCACUUACAAAAGCCUUCGCAACAGAAGGUUGGCACAUGUAUCUCUCGGCGUGUAUUGGAUUUUUUAGUGGAGCAGCGGGACCAGUUAUGCGAUCUACUAUAUCAAAGUCUGUACCUGCUAAAGAUAUUGGAAAAGUAUUUUCACUCACCACGUCGCUGGAAACAUUGAGUCCGUUGGCUGGAGCUCCGCUGUACACCCUAAUUUAUUCCCAUUACUUACCACCGAUUUAUCCAGCACCUGUUUAUCUCCUUUCGGCAAGUUUUUUCUCACUACUGAUACUCCUGACAUUGUGUUUAGCAGUAAUAAACCGAAAUUCUCGCAAUAUGAAUUUCGCGCCCUUGGUCGAGGAGGAGUAAAGUUACAAUAAAUAGUAUACUGUGUUACAAUUGUGGAAAAUGGGCAAUUUCCAACGAGUGUGGAGUUUGCGGCGUGAGCCGCGAAGGCGACUGCUGUGGUCACACGAAUACGAAUACGAGGUAAGCGGU